Mya arenaria is the source of this 1164-nucleotide messenger RNA. RefSeq names its product endoprotease aex-5-like. The coding region runs from base 1 to 990 and encodes 329 amino acids. The transcript is spliced from 5 exons. Gene Ontology annotation, molecular function: serine-type endopeptidase activity. The record is from RefSeq and is a predicted model, not a curated record. Gene Ontology annotation, cellular component: trans-Golgi network; Golgi membrane. Gene Ontology annotation, biological process: protein processing. NCBI's taxonomy places the organism in Eukaryota, Metazoa, Mollusca, Bivalvia, Myida, Myidae.
AUGUCACUUACUAUUCGCCUUCAGAUAUCAAUUGGAAAAGACAAGAAAAGGUGUGAAACAAGCUUCGGCGGUGAAUCUGCUGCAACGGCAAUUGUUUCUGGAAUGAUUGCUCUUCUGUUGGAGGCAAACCCUGGUUUAUCAGCCAGAGACGUGAAACAUAUAAUAAUUGAAUCAAGCAGCCAUCUAGGGAUAGAAGCAACACCUGAAUUUCUGCAUAACAAAGCUGGAAAAUUUUAUCAUCCUAAUGUGGGAUUCGGCCUGCCUGACUGUAACCUGAUGGUUGUACUGGGAAGACACUGGAAACAAUUAAAACCAUUAUGCACAGGAACACUUAUGUUUUCGAAAGAUGAUUAUCACGCCAAAGAUCAGGAUUGGUACGUUCGAGUAUUGUACGACAACACGUUCUGUGACACAGCGGCAUGUAUAGAGAAGAUGGAAGAAGUUCUGUUUGAAAUUGAGUUCGUAUAUUCAGAACAGCAUCACAUGAAACUGUGGGCUAAAUCACCAAGUGGAACGGAAUCAACUUUAGCAAACAUGAAACCUUUUGCAAAUAGGGGUAAAGCGAGGCAUGUCCGAAAUACGUUCCGGUCCAACCACUUUUGGGGAGAAAACAGUGAAGGUCGCUGGCGUGUUUACAUUGGUUGCAAUUUUUCAGCGGCCUACCCUUUUCCAGCCGAUGAUUGUCAUGUCGCUAACGCACGUUUAGUCAUUCAUGGUACGAUGGAAUCUGGUAGUAUACAGCAACAUUGCAAUGAGGAUUCAUAUCAAGAGCUUGAUGUUGACAAUGGUACAUUUGGAAUACAUAUUGAAAAUAAUAACAUUAACAUAAACAAUAUUGAAAAUCAUGAUGUUAUUAUAAACAAAUACUUCUCCUCAGAGUUUUCUAUUGUUGUUGGAUGCGUUAUCUUGGUCGCGAUUGUAGUCUUAUUAGCCAUAAAAUGGUGUUCGCAAAAAGGAACCGAGGAAGAGAAUCAAGCAACAAACGUUUAGUUCUUCAACUGUCUAUUGGAAUCAAUGUAACAGACGUAUUUGCCAUUUCAAAUAAUUAAAUGAACCACAUGUGAAUUAACUGAGCAUGGUAUCCAGCUUGGAUUUUGGUACAUUGCAUAUAUGUAUGUGUGGUAUCAGCCCCGUAUAAUGUUAAACGCGUAUUACCUUGUUCAU